Zingiber officinale is the source of this 1858-nucleotide messenger RNA. RefSeq names its product BOI-related E3 ubiquitin-protein ligase 1-like. The record is from RefSeq and is a predicted model, not a curated record. The transcript has 3 exons. NCBI's taxonomy places the organism in Eukaryota, Viridiplantae, Streptophyta, Magnoliopsida, Zingiberales, Zingiberaceae. Gene Ontology annotation, molecular function: ubiquitin-protein transferase activity. Bases 726 to 1727 code for a protein of 333 amino acids.
AAUCCAAUACAAACACCAUUUUAAUUUGACCUUUCAUUUACGGUGACAAUUUGUAUUUGUAACCCAACUUUGAAGACGAAGAGUUUGUUUCUAAGCUGCAUUUAAUGGUUUUCCAAGAGAAGGAAAAGAAGCAAGAAAAGGAAAAGUGUCGGGUCUGAAGUUUGGACUCCACUCCAAUGUCAAGAAAGAGAAGCAGUAACAGCACCAAAUAAAUAUGAUAGCAAACAAGAAGAGCAUCUAUGGAAAUCCAUGCAGCAAGCACAAUGACUGGCUUAAGAAAUCUCAGCACCAGAUGAGACACUGUUACUGAGGAAAGUGGAUCGAUUUAUUCAAAGCAUAAUAGCAAACAGGAAAGAGAACUUACAUGCUGCUUAGCACCAUCAUCAUCUCGCUCUCUUCCUCACACUUUCCGCCGCUCCUUGUGGAGGAGUAAAAGAAGAUCUAUUUGGAGUGUUUCGGUCGUGUCCAUCGCAUUUAUCUCCGUUUUUGAUACAAUUCCAGCAUCGAAUAGAAGACGGCAAGAGAGGCGGGAGGACGAGAACGAAGAAGAAGGAGGAGAAGAAGUGCAACAGAAGCUACAAAAAAGUUGCAUUCAAAGCUUUCAGUAAUGGCUGUUCAUUCCCGACGCGCCUGUAACUUUCCGUUCCAGAUGGGGUAAUCAAUCGAUCCUCUUCCAUCGAAGUUCAAGUUCCAAUCUUGAACGAGGCGAGCGGGAUAGGAAAGAGAUGGACUUGCCUCGAGCCGCUGCUGGCUUUCUUGAUCCUUCAGCGUUGUUGCUGACCGGUGGAGUGGCAGGGAAUCCGAGGAAGAGAGGUGCAGAGAGCAUCGCCGACCCAGCGGCAGCGCUGCCGCAGCAAAACGGGUCCGUUGAUCUCUUAUCGCUACGUCCGCAACACAAUCGCACCCCGUUUUCAUCUCCGGUGAUCGUCAGCCUUGCACAGGUACAGAGCCACCCGCCUCCGGUUGUAUCCACCGGCCUCCGUCUUUCUUUGGAAGAACAAUACCAACAGCAAACCCAAACCGUGACCAAUCCCCUUCCCUUCUCUUCCUCUUCCCUCCCCUCUUUUCUUUUGUCCAUUGACCUAAUCUCCCAAAUCGACCGGCACAAGGAAGAAAUCGAGCAAUUCCUUCGCGCCCAGGUACCAUUCGCUUCUAAUCCCUUCUCCGAUCGAUUAAUUUGUCCGAUUACGGCUUCGAAAAAGUGUUGUACUUCUCCUUUUCAGGGCGAGCAACUACAGAUCGCGCUGGUGGAGAGGCAUCGGAUGCACUACCGAUCUUUGUUGUGCGCCGCUAGCGUGGACGCCGCGAAUCGCAUCCGGGAGAAGCAGGCGGAGGUGGAGAGAGCGGCGCAGAGGAGCGCCGAGCUCCAGAACCGCCUCGUCCGCCUCCGAAGCGAGUCGAACGCGUGGCAAGCCAAGGCCAUGGCCGACCAGGUGAUGGCAGCUUCCCUCCACUCUCAACUCCAGCAGGCAGCAGCCGCAGCGGCAGCGCUAUCCCAGGCGCGGAGUGGAGACGCCCCGCCGGCCGAGGAUGCGGGGUCGGCCAUUGUUGACCCAAACCGCAACGACGCGGCGCGCACGUGCCGUGCGUGCCGAGGCCGACCGGCGAUGAUGGUGCUCCUCCCCUGCCGCCACCUCUGCCUGUGCGAAGCCUGUGACGCCGCGGCCGACGCGUGCCCAGUUUGCGAAGGCGACAAAACCGGCAGCAUUCGCGUCUUCCUCGCCUGAGAAGGAAGACCACGAGGCACUGCUGUUAAUAUUUUUUGCAAAAUAAAAAAUCGAUAUAAGACUUGUAAUUAGUUUUAGGAAAAAAGAAAAAAAGUUUUUUUUCUAAAAAGAAAAUCUAUUUUGUUUCCCAA